AUGCGUCCCAUGACCAGCUCGGAAAGCGGAUCCCUCCCCGAUGCUGUCGUUCCUCGUGGAGAGCUCGUUCCAUUCUCUCAAUCCCGACUCAAAAAAGAAGAGAAUGAGCUCAAACAGGCCAUGGAAGUCGUCGCGGAGCUAAAUCCAGCUCGAAAUGGAAAAGCUGUGACCUUGGUUGAGAUCAACCGUUGGGCUGAUCGACACAUCACUCAAGACGCCCGUGAGCGUAAACCUUGCGCAAGCCUUCAUGUGUUCUGGGUUGACCCGGAAAACAUUCGAAAGGCGAGAAAAGGUCCCGGAACCCAAGUCAACGAUCGAGUGUAUCGAAAGCUUGCGCAUGCACGCCUGGCUGCAAAGACCGAAGAGCAUCGGCCGGAAACAUCCUCCCAGGAUGACGGCGACGACGACGACGACGACGACGUCUCUGAUUGGACCCAGGUCGAGCAUCAACUCUGGCUCAGGCAGCUAUCUAGUGCUCCCGAGUACCACGGUCAAUGGACUUCAUACCAAGCGUCCCCUCCCAGAUACCCCAUAGUCAAAGAUGGGGUACUUUCGCUGCUGUCUUCAGCACCUCGGGGCGGCUAUGGCCACAAGUCGAUCCAAUUCAAGGUCGAGAAUCCAAAGGCUUACGAACAGCAUGAGUUCCAGCCCAACUUUGGCUUUUGGCCUGAGUAUCACCUUGAUCCGCAGCACUUUCGCGAUCAGUUCUUCCUCUGGAUUCGCAGUCUCCCGGAACCAGGCAAGGUAGUUGAUAUCCACCACGCUGCGUUUUUCGAUGGAACUUCCUGCCCGGAUGGCGCUUCUUCGAUGAUAAUCAUGAAAGACAAGCAUCGCAUCUGCACUCGACAUGACGAUGAUGAGCAAACUCGUCUUCAUUGGCAUGAGACAGCCGCCGGAUACAGCUGGAACUUCGGCACUCAGAUGAAGGCAAAAGCCAUUAUUCGGCUUCGGGAAUCGCAAAGAAUCAUGGCAGCCCGAGGCACUCUGGAGCCGUCGACCCAGCGGCUUCAUCACUAUCUUGUCCUCCGCCCUUGCGAACCAGAUGAUGCCGACGACCUCAUUGCCCUGUUCAACUGGUACGCGGAAAAUACCACUUUUCUUCCGAGAGACACUCCAAUCACCAAGCCCGAUAUCCUUCAACUCAUCCAGCUUUGUCGUGAGCGGAGCCUGCCAUUCGUCGUUGCCGUUCCAGACACACGAAUCAAGGUAUAUGAGAGACGUCCUGACGAACCUCCGAUACUCGGGUUUGCCUAUGUCAGAAGAUUCAAUGAUGAGGAGUUGACGGGAGAAGUUCGAGUUUUCGUGGACCGCACCUGCACGAGACUUCGCAUUGGAACCGCCCUUCUUGACCUGAUCAUGCGUACUUGCGAUGCCAACUGGAAACGCGAUGGACCCCGCCCUUAUGACUUCAUACCACAGGAUGGGUUGGAGUAUGGUGAGGCUUACCAGUGCAAUGUCACCAGCUUGGUCUUUUCUAUCGCGUAUGAGCCCUCGAGGGACCGUCAAUAUGCAUGGGUUAGACAAUGGCUCUCGAGAAGGUUCGGGUUUGUACAGCUUGGUCAUAUCAAGGAUGGAAGAGUCAAAUUUGGCUAUCGGUAUGUGUUUGCUUUCAUCCUAAUGAUCCCCUCAGCUCGAUGCUGA
Messenger RNA from Penicillium manginii, 1641 nucleotides. RefSeq names its product GNAT family N-acetyltransferase. The coding region runs from base 1 to 1641 and encodes 546 amino acids. Lineage: Eukaryota; Fungi; Ascomycota; Eurotiomycetes; Eurotiales; Aspergillaceae. The transcript has a single exon. The record is from RefSeq and is a predicted model, not a curated record.